CAGAAGAAAGAAAAAGAAGAAGAAGACGAAAAAUAGAGGAACUGCCAUAACACCUGAAAGGGUUCAUGCUAUAGACAUUACAGUGGUGUUGGAAUUAAAGGAUUUAUUAUUUGACAUCACAACCAGACCUACUGAGGCUCUUCCGUACGUCGCGUGCCAGCCUCCCUGUCUUGGCUCAAUAAUCAGUGAUGACUCUCUUCUCUCCCAGUCCUUGAAAUCUGCAGCACAACACUAACAGCCUCUUUAAAACUACUAAGAUGGACAUUUAAUUUUUCCCAAAGAGCAAAAUGACCGUCACAGUCUUUUAGUGGAAACUGAUAAACAAUGCUGGAAAAAUCAUGGAAGAUUAAAUGCAACCUAUCGAUUUUCUUUUUUCUUGUAAAUUUGAUCUUUUAAGUCAUAAUUAAAUAAUUUUCUUUUUAAGCCACUUCCCUUUGGGGAUCAAUAAAGUCUACUCUGGUUCCGAUUGGGUUGGCAGCACCCGAGACAGCCAAUCUCAAAGGAUGACCAGCCUGUUCAGGCGGAGCAACAGCAACAAAGGCUCUGAAAGCAGUGGAGGUAGAGAUGGGGGCGGCACUACUAGUGGGCAGCUCAACAACAGCAGGCCGAACCGGCCAGUCAGGCACCUGGAGUUCAAUCAGGCCAUGGAAGACUUCAAGACCAUGUUUCCCUCCAUGGACUACGAGGUGAUUGAGUGUGUUCUGCGUUCCAACAAAGGAGCUGUGGACGCCACUAUCGACCAGCUGCUUCAAAUGAGCAUUGAAGGACAUCACUCAGACGAUACCUCGGACUCAGAUGACAGCAUCCCAGCAGAGAUUCUGGAGCAGACCCAGGAACCCGACAGCUCAGAUGAAGAACCACCUCCAGUUUACUCUCCUCCGAAAUCCAACAUGUACUCUGACUGGAAGCAACCAGAGACACACAAAGUGUCUCCUCCACAGAGCCAUCCUGGAGACCAUGGUGUGGAUGGAAGUUUUGGAUCGGAGAGCCAUGUGCCAGCAGAUGACCAGCAAGUUCGAAUCUACAGGAACUGGAACCCCCCGCUGCUCGGAAAUCUUCCAGAGGACUUUUUGAGGAUUUGGCCUCGGCAAUCAAACAGUGUGAAGCAGCACUCGCAAAGCAGUCCAUCUCAGGCCUCUUCAACCUCCUCAGUGUCUGUGUCCUCAACAAAUCAAAGAACAGCUCAGGCCGGUUCUGUGUUUGGAGCGACUUUGACUGCUGAGGGUCCUGAUAUGACAACGGGAUUACAAGAGAACACACUGAUGCAGUAUUUGGAAGACGAGCGCAUAGCCCUGUUUCUGCAGAAUGAGGAGUUUUUGAAAGAGCUGAAGCGUAACCAUGAGUUCCUCGUUGCCUUAGAGAGAGAUGGGUUGAAGUUUGGAUCAAAGUCCAGGCAUUUAUCAAGCCUGGACACUUCCACAGGGGAGAGGUAUUCAGCAGAUUCACAGGACCCUCCCUCAGAUGACGCACUAUUCAGAGACAAACUCAAGCACAUGGGUAAAUCAACAAGAAAGAAGCUCUUUGAAAUUGCCAGAACAUUUUCUGAAAGGACAAAGAGGAGAAAGUCUAAAAGAAAGACUCUCACACACUUAUUGGGCACAGCCGACUCUACAGCAAAUCUCCUUGAAGAUAUCGAGGCAAACCCCAGUGAGGAAGACGGUAAGCCAAGAAGAGGUGUCCUUCAGGAAGACAAACAACUUGACAAGCCAAUAUGAUGUUCUCCCAAGUGUCUGGAUAGACAAAGUCAACAGAUGAAGUGACGGAUCUGUCGGCUGUCAGCGGUGAAUACCUUCCACUUCUUGAUGCCCUUUUCUUGUUACAGUUAGGAUAAUUCUGGAUACAACCUUAAUCUGUUAGCUCUGUAUUUGACACAGGAUCCUAAUCAUGUAUUACUUUGAGAAUUCAAUGUCUUUUUUCAAGUAGUUCUGAUCAAUUCUUGAUCAACAUUAAACCAGACACGUUUUAAACACUUUCUGAGAGUUGGACUUAGAAGUACAGCUCAUUAUUUAGAUCUUCUCAAAUAAUGCAAAGGCUUUCAGUGUCAUAAGAUCUUCUCUAAUUUUUACGAAUGUUUUCAACUGAAAUGACUGAAAAUAAAAUUUCUUAACUUCA
Messenger RNA from Xiphophorus couchianus (Monterrey platyfish), 2112 nucleotides. It is a transcript of the gene cuedc1b, whose product is annotated as CUE domain containing 1b. The transcript is spliced from 12 exons. Gene Ontology annotation, molecular function: ubiquitin binding. The coding region runs from base 504 to 1715 and encodes 403 amino acids. The record is from RefSeq and is a predicted model, not a curated record. Lineage: Eukaryota; Metazoa; Chordata; Actinopteri; Cyprinodontiformes; Poeciliidae.